CGUGAGGAUACUUGGCUCAGAAAAUAAUUGCUAUACUACAAGCCUAGAACUCCAAACUAAUCUAUGAAUAAGAGGGCGUAUCAAAGAUUUUCUAAAAAUACGUCUAUGUGAGGAUAAUAGGAAAGAAAAGUACAUGUAUUCCAAAUUUCGUCAAUUUAGAGAAUUGUACACAGUUUUAUUUUCGGCCCUGGUCUCCGUAGCAGCGUUUCAAUCCCGUUGCAAGAUGGCUGCCACACUAGCACCAUCGAAGAAGAAACAGGCGGAAGUUGAAGUUUCCAAAGGGCGACGAGAGGCAAUGAAAAGGUGAAGAGUCUAAAAGAACAAUGGCGUCGUACGAAGAGAAAGUUUGUCCAGCAAGUGAGGAGAACGCGCUACAAUCACAACAACCGGACGCCAUUUUCUUCCUUACUCCGAUUGUCCUGCACGUUAAAGACAUCCGACAGCUGCUGUCUGAGAACUCCAAUUCAAAGCUUCCACAGCCCGCCAAUAUCAAAGAGGAAGAGGAGGAGCUAAUAGCCCCUCAAAUUAAAGAAGAAGUGGAUCCACAAUCCCCCCAAGUCAGAGAGGAAAAAGAGGAGCCUCUAUCCCACAGUCUUAAAGAAGAAGAAGAGGAUUCACAGCCCCGCCACUUUAAAGAUGAAGAGGAGGAGAUUGAUAUUAGCCAUUUGCCACUGAACAUCAUCGUGGUGAAGAGUGAAAACAAAGACAAAGCACCCGACUGGUCACAGCUUCAUCAUGACAGUCUAAGUGGAGGACCCUCACCAGACAACCUCUUAGCGCCACCGCCAAACAGCGGCAACAUAGAAGAUACAAGCGAUCCAGACUGUGAUGGUGAUGACAAAGACUUGGAAAAGAAAACAAGUAAUGGACGUUGUAGAUGCUCACUUUGUGGCAAACGUUUUUCUUACGAGUGCAUUUUGAUUCGACACAUGCGUAAGCACACGGGAGAAAAACCCUUCAGUUGCGCAGUUUGCGCUAAAAGAUUUACUCAAAAGGUACAUUUGGAAUCACACACGAGGACACACACAGGAGAAAAACCCUUUAGUUGCCCAGUUUGCGGUAGACGUUUUGCUCAAAAAGGAUCAAUGAUUAGACACAUGACGACACACACAGGACAACCUCCCGAUAACAUUUUGGGUCCUUUAUCACAGAAUGACUACCUGGGAGAACCUUUGAAGAGUGACACAGACUGUGUAAAUGCACCGCUGAGAACACACACAGGAGAAAAAGCCUUUAGCUGUUCAGUGUGUGGCGAUAGGUUUCAUCACAAUGUCGCUUUGAUUGCGCACACGGCAGCACACAUGGGAGAAAAACCUUACACAUGCUCAGUUUGUGCUAAAAGCUUUUCUCGUCGUCACCAUUUGAAAGAACACGUGUGGACACACCGGGAAGAAAAGCGCUUCAGUUGCUCGGUUUGCGGCGAAGGCUUCAGAUACAAACACAAUUUGACACCGCACAUGAGAACGCACACAGGAGAAAAACCCUACGCUUGCUCUGUGUGCGAUGAGCGCUUCUCCCAUAAAUUCAACAUGACAAGACACAUGGCUACGCACACAAAAGAAAAACCUUUCAGUUGUUCAGUUUGCGGAAGCAAGUUUGCUCACAAGAUCACUUUGAUUUUACACACAGCCACACAUCUGCAGAAACACAACGCAGAAUAAAGGUGGGGACCCUUUUUUCAGCAUUUUCCAUUAUUCUGUGAGGACUUCAUGAAACUGAUGAAAAUUUUACCAUUAUAAUAAUGUAAUAUUUGUGGAUUGCAUAAUUGUUUGGGGAUUUUUAUAACACGUCACGUGAGGCUUUACUUUCUGUUUUAAAAUUUAAUCAAACAGACAAAUAUCUCUAUACAGGACAGGUUAUAAAACAAUAGGAAGAUAAAAAUAAAAUACAAAAUAAACAAAUAUAAGGAAGCAGUAGAUUUUGUCUUUUGAUCCAAUGUACAUGCCCAAUACGAGUUGGAAGAAGUAAAAAGUACUUAUUGGGUGCUACCCCUAUUCCAGUACACUAUAGAACAGUUUUGACUUAGAUGACAAUUAUGGAAUAUGGAGUUAUUCAUAUACAGUAAUAGUAUAUUUUACUCAAGGUAUGCAGUUAAGUCCAUGUAAGGUAAUCACAAGUCAAGUAAACAUUUUCAAGUACUCUAUCAUUUUUUUUUUCUGUUGUUUUUGCCUAAUUUGUGUGCGUGCGUAUGUAUAUUAAUCACUCUUGUUUGAAACAUUUUUAAACAGUUGGGGCUAUGUGUAUUAAAUUCAAAAGCAUCCAUCCAUUUUUUGAGCUGCUUAUCCUUACAAGGGUUGCGAGAGACCUGGAGCCAGUCCUCGCCGUCAUUGGGCUGAAGGCAGGGUACACCCUUAACUGGUUGCCAGCCAAUCGCAGGGCACAUCAAGACAGACAACAGUGGAACCUACAAUCACACCUAGGGGCAAUUUAGAGUCUCCAAUUAAUGCAUGUUUUUGAGUCGUAGGAGGAAACCGAAGUGCCCAGAGGAAAACCCACAAAAGCACGAGAACAUGCAAACUCCACACAGGCAGGGCUGGGAUUUGAACCCCAGUUCUCAGAACUGUGAGGCCAAUGCUCUACAGCUGCGACACUGUGGAGCCCAAUUUAAAAGAAAAAAAAAUGCCAUAAAUUAACUCCUCUAACAGAGGACACUUCUAUUUUAUGCUUCUUAGAUUUUUUUUUUUAUAUUUAAAUACACCUGUUUCCCUAGGAUUGUAACCACUCUAAUUUCGAACAAUUUAUCAGGACUAUGGCCAAGUACAUUACUUGUGCUGUUUUGAAUUUAACUUAUUUUCCUUUCAGCUUGUCCCGUGAGGGGUUGCCACGGCGUGCCAUCUUUUUCCAUCUUAGCCUAUCUCCUCCAUCUUCCUCUUUAACACCAAAUGCCCUCAUGUCUUUCCUCACAACAUCCAUCAACCUUCUUUGUCUUCCUCUCGCUAUUUUGCCUGGCAGCUCCAUCCUCAGCACCCUUGUACCAAUAUACUCACUCUCUCGCCUUUGGACAUGUCUAAAACAUCGAAGUCUGUUCUCUCGAACCUUGUCUCCAAAACAUUUAACUUUGGCUGUCUCUCUAAUGAGCUAAUUUCUGGUCUUAUCCAACCCGUUCACUCCUACAGAGAACUCCUUCAUUUCUGUCACCUCCAGCUCUCCUUUCUGUUGUCUCUUCAGUGCCACUGUCUCCAAUCCGUACAUCAUGGCCGGCCUCAUCACUGUUUUAUAAACUUUGCCCUUCAACCGAGCAGAGACUCUUCUGUCACAUAACACACCAAACACCUUGUGCCAGCUGUUCCAACCUGCUUGGACCCAUUUCUUCACUUCCUUACCACACUCAACCAUUGCUCUGGAUUGUUGACCCUAAAUAUUUGAAGUCCUCCACUCUCUAUCUCUUCUCUCUGUCGCCUCACUCUUCCCCAUCCACCCCUCUCAUUCACGCACAUAUAUUCUGUUUUACUUUGGCUAAUCUUUAUUUUUCUCCUUUCCACUGCAAGUCUCCACCUUUCUAAUUGUUCCUCCACCUGCUCCCUACUAUCACUGCAUACCACGAUAUCAUCUGAAAACACCAUAGUCCAAGGGGAUUCCAGUCUAACCUCAUCUGUCAACCCAUCCAUUACCACAGCAAACAGGAAGGGGCUCAGAGCUUAUCCCUGAUGCUGUCCCGUCACCUUAAAUUCUUCUCCCACACCUACAGGACAUUUCAUCGCUGUUCUGCUGCCCUCAUACAUGUCUCAUACUAUUCUAACAUACGGUACUUCUCUGCCACACCACUUGGUGGUACUUGGUACUCUAUCAUAGACUUUCUCUAGAUCCACAACGACACAAUGUAGCUCCUCCUGACAUUCUCUGUACUUUUCCAUUAGUAUCACUGUUUUGAAUUGAACUAAUUUGUAAAAAUUAAUUUUAGAAAUUCCAUUUGACUGUCCUCAGUCACAGAUAACAUGAGUAAGGGACAUUCUUAAUGUUUGUUUUUGUUUUCAAAGGGAAAAGUGUGUUGAUUUUUAAUUUAUCAGUUGUACCAUCUCGUAAACACCUGUUUAGUUUCAAUAAAACACGUUAAGUGUGUAUGUCA
Molecule: messenger RNA, 4066 nt
Organism: Syngnathoides biaculeatus (alligator pipefish)
Lineage: Eukaryota; Metazoa; Chordata; Actinopteri; Syngnathiformes; Syngnathidae
Product: zinc finger protein OZF-like
Exons: 3
Coding region: 324-1661 (445 amino acids)
Biological process (GO): regulation of transcription by RNA polymerase II
Cellular component (GO): nucleus
Molecular function (GO): DNA-binding transcription activator activity, RNA polymerase II-specific; RNA polymerase II cis-regulatory region sequence-specific DNA binding
Source: RefSeq, a predicted model, not a curated record